Molecule: messenger RNA, 256 nt
Organism: Racocetra persica
Lineage: Eukaryota; Fungi; Glomeromycota; Glomeromycetes; Diversisporales; Gigasporaceae
Source: the annotation of a GenBank genome assembly
GCAAUGCUUUUCGCCCCUGCUAUUGACGAUGAAGAAUCUUUAACUGAGAUGAGAAAGGUGAAUCAGCAACAUCGUCAAGGAAAACAUGUAGUUAUCUCUACUUCUGAACUAUCACCAACAUAUUCAAAUAACUCUGAAACCCAUCAAAAAAAAUCGCACUCUCCCGAAUAUGAUCAUCUGACUGAAGAUCCUUCAACUUCUGCUAAUAUGUCUCCACCUCCUUCAAGUUCACAACCACCACCUCCUGAAGAUACUG